AUGUAUACUUCAAACAUCAACGCUCCCACGAUGAGAUAUUUAAUCAUUGUUUUCUUGACGGUGUUCAUUUUUCCAGGCACAGCUGCUGCUGAAAAAUCCAAAUUGUUCAUCUCAUCAGCUAUAGGUAGUGACACGAAGUUUUGUGGAAACGAAAGUGUUCCCUGUCAAACUUUGGAUCAUGUCUACGAACUGUUGUCGCCUUCCGGGUUUAACUCGACAACUUUGCUGCUUGAAAAAGGAACGUACAGUCUUCGGAAGAGUAUGGUUUUUACGAAAGUGGAAGAUCUGAGCUUAAUUGGGGUAAACAGUGAUACGUUAGAGUCAAAUAAUCAAGCCAAAAUCAUAUGCGAACCCAAUGUGAGCGUGGCUUUCCUCUUAAGUGAUAAUAUCACUCUUCAAGAUCUGAAAAUGGUCAGUUGUGGAGGAUGGCAUGAAAGUGCUAUUUCGAAGCAAAACGCUGUAGUUAUCAAGUUCAAGACCGCCGUUCACUUUGAUUACUGUAGAAACAUUUGGAUGCGAAACGUGGACAUAGUUGGUUCCAAAGGUCAUGGGGCCAAUUUUUACGAAAUCGGUGGAGUGCUGAACGUGACAAACUGCGUGUUUGAGAAUAACACAGUCAGCGCAGAUACCUUACGGAACAUAUCGACGAGUAAUAAACAAACCCUUGAGGUAGUUGGUUACAUUAAUUCUGUUGGUGGAGUUUUCGUGACUUUGAACAAGUACACUCGAAAUCAGCCGUAUUUUGUGAAUGUCACGCGAGCUCGUCACGAAUCUUACAUACAAGGAAACAGUUACACAUUCACAAACUGUAGCUUUAUUGGAAACGGAAUUUCUGGAGAAGUGGCCCCCAAGGACAAUUUUCAAGGACACGCGUUGGAUCAGCGAAGCGUUAUCAGAGGAGGUGGUCUGGGAAUAUCUUUCGUCGGUAAAGCCAAAAGCAGUAAGGUGCUUAUUCAGAACUGUACAUUUUUGGCCAACCAGGCAUACUGGGGAGGGGGACUACAGGCUGAGUUUUCUGAGCUCACUAGCAAAAACGUCUUCACCGUUCAGAGUAGCGUUUUUCAAAGUAACAUCGGACAUUCUGCUGGAGGUGGGGCUCGUGUAGGCCACUGGCGGAAAAAAGGUGUCUAUGUUCCAAACAAUAAAAUUCGUUUCGUAGAUUCUGUCUUCAGGGGCAACCAGGGAAAUUGGGGAGGAGGUGUAUCUCUGUAUGGCUCCUCAAUCUUCUGCAAAUGCAAGCAAGAUUUCAAUAGCAGGAAAAUUUUCAGUUUUCAGUCUUGCCACUGGUUUGCUAACAAGGCGAUUGUGGGCUCGGCCAUCGAUACUUUUCUGUUUAAUCAAAACAGAGAAAACAUCGGUCCUGAAGUGCCUUUCCAUGUAGAAUUUGUAGACAGUCGAGUGGAGAACAACGCAAUUGUCAUUCGGGAGGAAAAUGUUCAGAUCGGGGAAGGGGCGAUUUAUAACGUCGGUGUAUCGAUUGUCUUCCGAGGAAAAACGAUCAUUAAGAACAACACCUUUACUGCCCUUGCCUUAGAUGGGGGAACAUUAGAACUUUACGACGAUGUCGAAUUUGUUGAAAAUAAAGGAGUCCGUGGGGGAGCGAUCGCAAUGUACGGAUAUUCUCAAAUAAUAUUGAUGAACGAAUCUCGGCUUCUGUUCAAGGAAAAUUCUUGCUUGGAAAAAGGAGGAGCUAUGUUUAUACAGACUCCUGGAUCACCACGAACAAGCUACGGCUUAAGUAAAAAUAAUCCGAACAUUUGCUUCUUUGCAUACGAAGACGAUCAAAUAAGCUUCAACCAGUGGAACACGGAAGUUAUUUUUCAACGGAAUAAGGCUCCGGAUGAUUCCUCAGGACAUUCCGUUUUCGCCACUACUCUUAAGAAAUGCCGCAUGCAGGGAGAAACUCGUUUAAACAACUCAGUAUUAGACUGGAAGUUUAUAAGAUUUCAUUGGAGUAAUGAUUUCAAUAGAAAUACCAAAGAGAUUGCCACAAGCCCUGUGGAUAUCACGUACAAUGCGCAGGACUGGUCUGUUUCGCCUGGUGAGGUUUUUAGCCCCACUGUUCACCUUCGAGACGAGAAAAAUAAUUCUGUCAAUGGUACCAUAAAAAUCCUGAUGGGGAAAAGCUCUAGCCAGCAGGAAGAUAAUUCAUCUUCAGUUUAUUUACAAACAGAUUCGUCGCUUUUUCUUACCCAUGGAAAGAUCUCUUACCUCAAAGUUGGAGGACACAUUGGAAGGAAAUUCAAUGUUGUUCUUCAACACAUUGGACGACAAGUACUCAGGAAAGUCAUACCGGUGCCUUUUCUUAAACCUUGCAAUCCCGGAUUCUAUCUAAAAGAAGAAAACUGCGUUUGUCAGGAUAAAUUGGAUGGUAUCUCGAGAUGCGACAAAAACGGAAAGACUGUUUAUCUUAAAGCCGGUUACUGGGGUGGUAUGGUGGACGGAACGUUUUAUACUCACCCUUGUCCACGAGAUUUCUGUAAAUGUUCACGGGAUAAUGUGACUUUAAUUGCACAAGACGAGUGUGUCUUUAAUGUCGGGCAAAUGUGCGAUAACAGCAGAGAACCAGGCAGUAUUUUGUGUGGGAAAUGUAAACCAGGACUCAGUGUAGUGUUUGGGCACUCAAACUGCCACAAAUGUCGAAAAUAUGGCUUUUUGGCGGUUAUUCCAGUCUACUUGGUGGAAAUUUUAAUCUUUGUUAAGGUGGCAAUGCUCCUGGAUGUGGAUUGGUUUUCCGGUUUUCUUAAUGGCUUCUUGUAUUCCUACCAAGUCAUGUGGCAAAUCGUUGGAGAGCGGUUCGUCUUCAGAGACCAUUUCAUGUUCUUCUUGAUCAAUUUUCUCAACUCUCGCCUUCGGAUAGGAACUUACUUCUGCUUCUCAUCUAAUCUGGAUUAUGCAGACAAGCUGUUCUUUACUCUGACCAUUUCUGUCCUCACCUUGCUCGUGGUCGUCUUUCUGGCCAAAUUAGUGGGAAAGUAUCCAAAUUGGUGUUUUAGUCGGAGAGUGAGGGGCCCUUUCCGUGCAAUCUGUACCAUCCUUGUCCUUUGUUACACUGGCAUCACAUCAGCAUGCUUAGGCCUUCUGAACCCUGUGGUAUUUGGCCACAACAUAGUGUUGUUCAGCAGUGGCAGCACGGAAUUCUUCCAAGGCAAGCACGCUAUUUACGGAAGCAUCGCCAUUUUGUUUAUGUUCUUUUUCGUAAUCCCAUUUCCACUCGUGCUGAUGUGCCGGCCUUUCUUCACACGUCUCCUCAAGCCGGUGUUCAACUUGAAUCGCUUUAAACCACUCUUUGACGUGCUUCAGAGCUGUUUCAAAGACCAACAUCGAUCUUUUGCUGCUUUUUACCUCGUUUGUCGCCUGGUCGUGUUGGUAAUUUCCAUUUAUAUCCCAUCUGGUCCUGUAAAGAGGUCCCUACUAGAAAUCACCUGUAUUACGGUUCUGUUCAUCUUCACCUACGUGAAACCCUAUAAGCGAUCUAAGCAAGGAGGUGAGGCCGACCCAAAGCAUGCUUGGGAAAACAAGUCAGAUACCAUCCUCCUCUUAAAUCUCUCCUUAAUGGCAGUUCUUGCUACGGCCACUGAAAACGAUAACAUCUCAAAGAGGCACAAAGCACAGUUGGAAAUUGUUAUUCAAGCCAUGGCUUAUGUUCCUAUUGUUGCUUUGACAUGGUACAUUUAUAGAAAGACCAGAUCGCGUUGUGCAGGUGUAUUUUGCGGUGACCACCGCGAUCCAGAGGGACCAGAAGUAACUGACACCCGCAAUAACUGA
This is a messenger RNA of Pocillopora meandrina, 3768 nucleotides long. The record is from the annotation of a GenBank genome assembly. NCBI's taxonomy places the organism in Eukaryota, Metazoa, Cnidaria, Anthozoa, Scleractinia, Pocilloporidae.